This is a messenger RNA of Phoenix dactylifera (date palm), 2519 nucleotides long. Lineage: Eukaryota; Viridiplantae; Streptophyta; Magnoliopsida; Arecales; Arecaceae. The record is from RefSeq and is a predicted model, not a curated record.
GAUUAUUCUUCCACUUUUUGGUGUGUUUAAAGGGCAGAUAGAGGUAACUGGAAGGAAUAAGUUUGUCCUGUUUUGCAGGGAUAAUCCUGUUCCGCCAAUUUGAGAGAAUAGAAUUCCACCGGCUCGCGCGGUGAGGCGCCAAGUGGGUGCGCUUAGAGAAAGUGGGGGCGAUGCGAGAAAUUUCUCCAGCGCGCCACCGCGGUCGAGCCUCCCUCUCGCGAAAGCACCAGCAAAAGCUCCGAAUAAUACCCUUCUUUCUUUCCUCGCAAGCUCCGUGUCCCUUCGGCCAAAGUAAUUGGCCAAUCCGUUUGCAUUUAUUCCCGAAAGAGACCACUAACCGAUGGCCCCUUGCUAUUUUCUGUGACGGGGACACAGACGCUGCUCGUCUCUCCCACUCGCAUGGCGGUUCCGAGUGUUUGGUGCCUUCUCGCUCUCCAACUCGUCGUCAUGGCCGCGGGCCCGUGCGGGGCUUCGGAGCGCGUCAUCUCCCGGAUCGCCUUCGGCUCUUGCGCGAACCAGAGCGCUCCUCAGCCCAUUUGGAAUGCCAUAAUUGAUUUUGAUCCUCAGCUUUUUAUUUGGUUGGGGGACAAUAUUUACGGAGACAACAAACGUCCGUUUAGGUUACUUGGAAAGGAAAGGACUAUUGGACCGUGGAAGAAUGUGGAGAGAUUCUUCCCAGCAACAGAGCAGGAAAUGCGGCAAAGAUACGAGAUGGCCAAGAACAACCUAGGAUAUUCUAAGCUGAGACAGAGGGCUCAGGUUAUUGGCACAUGGGAUGACCAUGAUUAUGGAUUGAAUGAUGCAGGGAAAGAAUUUAGUGGGAAAGAUACAAGCCAAAGGCUUCUUUUGGACUUCUUAGAUGAAGCCCAAGAAAGUCCUCGGCGAAAGCAAGCUGGUGUGUAUGCUUCUUACUUAUUUGGCCCCAAGGGGAAACAAGUAAAGGUUAUUCUUUUGGACACAAGAUACCACAGGGAUCCAGUGUUCAGUGAUGGAACUAUACUAGGGGAAGCUCAAUGGAGUUGGUUAGAAGCAGAAAUAAAGGGUCCUGAAUCAGAGGUUACCAUCAUUGCAUCUUCUAUUCAGGUAAUAUCAAAUCUUUCUGCAACUACUGGUCCCAUAUUCUAUAUAGAAUCUUGGGGACGUUUCCCAAAGGAGAGGCAGCGGUUAUAUAAAUUGAUAAACGACAGUAAGAGACAUGGAGUAUUCUUCGUAAGUGGUGAUAUUCACUUUGGAGAAAUUUCACGCUAUGACUGCGGUUGUCAGUAUUCACUGUAUGACAUAACCUCAAGUGGACUUACUCAAGCUGUUGAGAAGGCUGUGCCUCCACCAUUAGCUUUUGUUGUGAGAGUUAUAGCAUGGUUGACACCAAGUACAAUGAGAGUUUUUGCCCCAAUUUGUAGAUACAGAUCAUGCACAUAUGGUCGACCAAAUUUUGGGGCAAUUGAAAUAGAUUGGGAUGCAGUUCCCCAAAGGAUCAAAGCUGAAGUGAUGGAUGAGGAUGGAGAUCCAGUUAUUGGUGUAGAUUUCUUGCUCUCUGAGUUGCAUCCAAGGAGCAUGAACAUGACUUACAGAGAGAAAGGGGGAUAUCAACAACACUGCUCUCUCGAAAUUGAUCUUCCGUGGAUUCUCAGAUAUCGCCUGGCUAUUCUGUUUUUUGGAACUAUAUCUGUUCAUUUCCCUUCCUGGGUUUUAUAGAAGGAAAGCAGAAAAGCCAUACCCAACCAAUGGACGCCUGCUUCUAGUGCAUUUGGAGGUCGCAAGGGAGAGCGGUGCGUUCGCCGAGGGUGGUUGACCCCGGAGGCCGUGCAAGCAGGCGAGGCAUCUGCUGCCACCCCAGGAAUUGUCGGAUAUCUCGGCAACCCCGCUGUCUCUGAGUUCUCAAUCCAUCAAAAUGAAUUAAAUAAGGAAAGCACUCCCCAGGUAUCCAGCGAGUUGCGAGAGAGAUUUCUAGUUCAUUGGUAUCCCUCGGAUUGGAUAUCAUUUCAUUUUAUCAUCAUAUCCAAAGAAAUAACGCUCUGCAUGGACCCAUAAGAAAAUGAUGCGACUCGGUCUUUGCACGCAACCCGACAGAGUCGAGGACACAAACAGUUUUAAGAUUCAUAUACCACAGAACAUAUCGGAAGGGGGCAGUUUGGAGCAUCCAAAGAUUGCAACAGCAUAUCCAACGAGAUAGGACAAGUAGAUCAAGGUGAGUAAGGCAUCUACAAGGUAUCCAGAGUGGAAAGAAACCGCCCGCUCCGCUGCUUCAGUUCUCUUCCUGAUGAAACGUAUGUUCAAGUUGCAACCUGCCUUUGUUUCUGUCAGGAAACGAGAAAGAAACAAGGGACGGGUUUGUCCUCGGAAAGUAUUAAAGAAACAAGCCUUGUCCAGCCAGUCGGCACUUCUGGAGUCUCCUUUCCUCCAUAUUUCUCAACGAAAAAACACCAAAAUUUUUUAGUCAGAGUCUGUUAUGGAACAUGCAAAUAUAUGUAAGAUAUGUAAGAAAGCACUUUAUGCAUCAGUCCAUCAAGUUGACGGUA